Messenger RNA from Chrysochloris asiatica (Cape golden mole), 10746 nucleotides. It is a transcript of the gene MUC5B, whose product is annotated as mucin 5B, oligomeric mucus/gel-forming. The record is from RefSeq and is a predicted model, not a curated record. Lineage: Eukaryota; Metazoa; Chordata; Mammalia; Afrosoricida; Chrysochloridae. The transcript has 56 exons. Bases 1 to 10746 code for a protein of 3581 amino acids. Gene Ontology annotation, molecular function: zinc ion binding; protein binding. Gene Ontology annotation, cellular component: extracellular matrix.
AUGGGCCAGCCCCCAAUAGCCAGAAGCAUCCCCAGUCCAGUGCUGGGAACCCCAGAGGUGAGUGUGAAGAAGGACUUCACAGACCUCAAGCCCUGGAGGGUUGGGAUGUGGGCCUUCAGGGAUCUUCUCAGGGUGGACACUGGGAGAUCUGGACACUUGGCUCUCACCCAGUCCUACUACAUCCCCUUCAUCUCAGCGGCCAGGGCAGCGGGCACCUACUCCUCAUCUCCCUCCUCUCCACCCACCACCGUGCCAGCCCACGAUGGGCACCAGAAGCCGGUGCUGGGCGCUGGCCUGGGUCCUAGUGACCGUGCUGACCGCACAGCAGGCAGGAGCCUCAACCCUUUUGGAGGGGGCAUGAAAAGGGCUGAGACCCAGGACAACAGGGAGCCAAGCUGGGUGAACACAGAAGUUGAGGAUGGUCAGAAGGUGGACAGAGCCCAGUCAAUUCUCCCACCUGCCCAGCGUGUGAACUUCAUCCCACCCAUCACGGUGUCCCCCGACAUAAGCACCUUGAACCCAGCACACAAUGGCCGGGUCUGCAGCACAUGGGGCGACUUCCACUAUAAGACCUUCGAUGGGGACAUCUUCCGAUUCCCCGGCCUCUGCAACUAUGUCCUGGCCUCGCACUGCCGUGCUGCCUAUGAGGACUUCAAUGUCCAGGUGCGCCGUGAGCUCAUGGGCACCAGGCCCACCAUCAGCCGCAUCGUCCUCAAGGUGGAGGGUCUGGUGCUGGAGAUCGCAAACGGCUCAAUGCUCGUCAACGGGCAGCGGGAGGAGCUGCCCUACAGCCGCGCCGGCCUCCUGGUGGAACACAGCAGCAGUUACAUCAAGAUCAGUGUCCGCAUGGUCCUGACUUUCUUCUGGAACGGAGGGGACAGUGCCCUGCUCGAGCUGGAUCCCAAGUACGCCAACCAGACGUGUGGCCUGUGUGGAGAUUUCAAUGGCCUCCCUGUCGCCAACGAGUUCUAUGUCCACAAUGUCAGGCUGACGGCACUCCAGUUUGGGAACCUGCAGAAACUGGAUGGGCCCACUGAGCAGUGCCAGGACCCACUGCCCACCCCAGCCACCAACUGUACCGAUAUUGGGGACACCUGCCGCCGCACCCUGCUGGGCCCUGCCUUUGCCCAGUGCAACGAGCUGGUGGACCCUGAGCCAUACGUGACCUCCUGCGCCCAGGACCUGUGCCGAUGCCCCAGCUGCCCGUGUGCUACCUUUGCUGAGUACUCUCGCCAGUGUGCCCACGCUGGCGGCAGGCCGCAGAACUGGAGGGGCCCCGACCUCUGCCCCCAGACAUGCCCUGCGGGCAUGCAGCAUCAGGAGUGUGGCUCACCCUGCACCGACACCUGCUCCAACCCUGAGCGAGCCCAGCUCUGUGACGACCACUGUGAAGAUGGCUGCUUCUGUCCCCCAGGCACGGUGCUAGAUGACGUCACCCACUCAGGCUGUGUGCCCCUGAAGCAGUGUCCCUGUACUUACCGUGGUCGAACCUAUGCCCCAGGGGCUGCCUUCACCACCACCUGCAGCUCCUGCACCUGCUCCGGGGGACGGUGGCAGUGUGAGGAUCUCCCGUGCCCAGGCACCUGCUCCAUCCAAGGGGGCUCACACAUCUCCACCUAUGAUGAGAAGCUUUAUGACCUGCAUGGAGACUGCAGCUACAUCCUGUCCAAGAGGUGUGAUGAUAGCACGUUCACCGUGCUGGCCGAGCUGCGGAGAUGUGGCCUCACAGACACAGAGAGCUGCCUCAAGUCGGUGACACUCAGCCUGCACGGCGGGGACAUGACCAUCCGGAUCCAGGCCAAUGGAGCGGUUUUCAUGAACUCCAUCUAUACCCAGCUGCCCACAUCAGCAGCCAACAUCACGGCCUUCAAACCCUCGUCCUUCUUUGUGCUGGUGCAGACGGGAUUUGGGCUGCAGUUGCAAGUUCAGCUGGUGCCCCUGAUGCAGGUUUAUAUCCGACUGGACCCGACCCACCGUGGUCAGAUGUGCGGCCUAUGUGGGAACUUCAACCAGAACCAGGCAGAUGACUUCACAGCCCUCAGCGGGGUGGUGGAGGGCACAGGCUCGGCCUUCGCCAACACUUGGAAGACCCAGGCUGCCUGCCCCAACUCCAAGAACAUCUUUGAGGACCCCUGCUCCCUCAGCGUGGAGAACGAGAAGUAUGCCCAGCACUGGUGCUCCAUGCUGACCAACCCCACGGGCGCCUUCGCCCCCUGCCAUUCCAUUGUCAGCCCUGCAUCUUUCCACUCGAACUGCAUGUUCGACACGUGCAACUGCGAGAAGAGCGAGGACUGUCUGUGUGCCGCGUUGUCCGCCUACGUGCGCGCAUGCGCCGCCAAGGGCGUGCUGCUGAACGGAUGGAGGGAGGGCGUGUGCGCCAAGUACAUGAGCAGCUGCCCCAAGUCCCAGAGCUACGAGUAUGUGGUGGACACCUGCCAGCCCACCUGCCGAUCUCUCAGUGAGGUGGACGUCACCUGUGGCAUCUCCUUUGUGCCCGUGGAUGGCUGUACCUGCCCUGUGGGCACCUACCUGGAUGACGCCGGCACAUGUGUGCCUGCCCAAGAAUGCCCCUGCUACCUGCGUGGCACCGUGGUGGCCCCAGGCGAGGUGGUGCAUGAUAACGGCGUGGUAUGUUCAUGCUCGAGUGGGAAGCUGAGUUGCCUGGGAGCCUUGGUGCAAAGCAGCACAGGGUGCACACCCCCUAUGGUGUAUGUGAACUGCAGCAAUGCCUCAGCGGGUGCCCUCGGGGCUGAGUGUCUGCGUAGUUGCCACACGCUCGAUGUGGACUGUUACAGCACACACUGCGUCUCUGGCUGCGUCUGUCCUCCAGGGCUGGUAUCAGAUGGCAAUGGGGGGUGUAUUGCCCAGGAAGAUUGUCCUUGUGUGCACAACGAAGCCACGUACCAGCCUGGGGACACCAUCAGCGUUGACUGCAACACCUGCACGUGCAAGAACCGGAGAUGGGAGUGUACCAGCCAGCCCUGCCUGGGCACCUGUGUGGCCUAUGGGGACGGGCACUUCAUCACCUUUGAUGGUGGACGUUACAACUUCGAAGGCGACUGCAAGUACAUGUUAGCCCAGGACUACUGCGCUGGCAACGCUACCAACAACGGAAACUUCCGGAUUGUCACUGAGAACAUCCCCUGUGGGACCACAGGUGUCACCUGCUCCAAGGCCAUCAAAAUCUUCCUGGAGAGCUAUGAACUGAUCCUCACUGAGGGGCACAUGAAGGUGGUGGAGAGGGGGCCCAGCGGAGACCUACCCUACAAGAUUCGCUACAUGGGCAUCUACCUGGUCAUUGAGGCCCGCAGCGGGCUGAUUGUGUCAUGGGACCGGAAGACCAGCAUAUUCAUCAGGCUGCAUCCGAGCUACCAGGGGAAAGUGUGUGGGCUGUGCGGCAACUUCGAUGGCAAUGCCAUCAACGACUUUACUACGCGGAGCCAGUCCGUGGUGGGCGACGUGCUGGAAUUCGGUAACAGCUGGAAGUUCUCACCAACCUGCCCAGACGCCCUCGCCCCCAGGGACCCCUGUACUGCCAACCCGUACCGCAAGUCUUGGGCCCAGAAGCAAUGCAGCAUUCUCCACAGUGCCACCUUUGCUGCCUGCCAGUCUCAGGUCGACUCCACCAAGUACUACGAAGCCUGCGUGAGCGAUGCCUGCGCCUGCGACUCGGGCGGAGACUGCGAGUGCUUCUGCACAGCCGUGGCCGCCUACGCCCAGGCCUGCCACGACGCCGGCGUGUGCGUGUCCUGGCGCAGCCCGGAAGUCUGCCCUUUGUUCUGUGACUACUACAACCCCCACGGGGAGUGUGAAUGGCACUACCAGCCGUGCGGGGCACCCUGUAUGCGGACCUGCCGCAACCCCAGCGGGCGCUGCCUCCACAACCUACCCGGCCUGGAAGGCUGCUACCCCAAGUGCCCGCCCAGCAAGCCGUUCUUCAGUGAGGACGAGAUGAAGUGUGUAGCCCAGUGUGGCUGCUAUGAUGUGGAUGGAAAUUACCACGAGGUCAAUGCCAAGGUGGCCACUGCCGAGAACUGCCAGAGCUGUACCUGUACCUCCAGCGGCAUCCAAUGCGAACACAGCCUUGAGGCCUGCACGUGCACCUACGAAGGCAAGACAUUUGGCUACAAGGAUGUGGUCUACAACACCACGGACGGGCUGGGCGCCUGCCUAGUUGCCAUCUGUGGGGACAACGGGACCAUACACCGGAAUGUGGUAGACUGUCCAGGAACCUCACCCACAACACCAUUCAUCUUUAGUAGCACGGCAACACCACCAUCCACAGCAGCCCCCCAGCCCCCCAUUUCCACCAUGUGUGUGCGGGAAGUCUGCAUCUGGUCAGACUGGUAUGACAGCAAUCACCCAGAGCCUGGGAUGGAAGGCGGGGACUUCGAGACAUUGCAGGACCUGAGGCAGAGGGGGUACCAGGUGUGUGGCCUGCCAGCAGACAUUGAGUGCAGAGCAGCGUCCUUCCCCAAAGCUAGCCUGGAGGAAUUAGGCCAGCGGGUGGACUGUGAUCGAGCCCACGGGCUGACGUGUCUCAACCGUGAACAGAGCCCCCCUCUCUGCCACAACUACGAACUCAGGAUCCAAUGCUGCGUUCUUGAGCCCUGUGGCCCAUCCACAAGCCUGCACACAAGUCCCUCACCAUUCUCGAGUGUCACUACUCAGCCCACGGCCACCACGGAGACCCCGGUGUCCAUCCCCAAGACGGAGACAACUCCACCCAAGUACUUGCCCACCACGACCCAAAUCAUUUACACGAGAGAGACGACUUUACAGUCCACUCCGAACUCCAAGUCCACCGCAGCCUUGACGUUGCAGACUCAGUUGACCUCAGCCACAAUGACCAUGAGCCAGUCUGUCAGGAGCUCUGAGUCCCCAGGCACCACCGCCUGUCAGCCUAAGUGUCAGUGGACAGGGUGGUUUGAUGAGGACUACCCCAAGUCCGAAGAGGCUGGGGGGGACAUUGAGUCCUAUGACAAAAUCCGCAGAGCGGGAGGGGACAUAUGUGAGCAGCCACAGGACAUAGAGUGCCAGGCGGAGAACUUUCCCAACAGCACACUCCAGCAGGUGGGUCAGACAGUCCACUGUGAUGCCAGUUUCGGCCUGGUCUGCAGGAAUGACGAACAGAAAGGCGCGUUCCGCAUGUGCUACAACUAUAGAAUCCGUUUGCUAUGCUGCAGCCAGAACCACUGUGAGGAACACACAAGCCCCCUAGCCAGCACCACCCAAAGGCCCUUCCCCUCAGCCGGGCCAACUUCUCAGUCCAGCUCUAGCCACACACACUUCAUGUCCACUCCUGGGAGCACGGGUACAGAGGUCCCUACACCUCCCCUGGAGACAUCAACGCACCCGGGCUCCACCUCAGUGCCUCCAACGCACACCACCCUGAACACUUCCCAGAUGCCUACAUCUGUAUCACCAGCAAGAACAAGUCCCACUGUGCCCCCAAUAACGGGAACAUCACCGGGGGCUCCCAGCACCACAUCCAAGGAGACACAGCUGACCAAGACCACAGGCACCAUAAUCCAGGGAACAACGAGCUGUCAGCCCAGGUGCGAGUGGACCGAAUGGUUUGACGUGGACUUCCCAACCUCAGGGGUCUCUGGAGGUGACAUAGAGACAUUUGACAAUAUCAGGGCAGCUGGGGGGAAGAUGUGCCGUGUGCCCGAGAAGAUCGAGUGUCGCGCAGAGAACUACCCUGAGGUCAGCCUGGACCAGAUUGGACAGGUGCUCAGCUGCAGCCUGCAGGAAGGGCUGGUCUGUAGAAACGAGGAUCAGCAAGGCCGAUUCAACAUGUGCUUCAACUACAAUGUGCGUGUGCUCUGCUGUGACGAUUACAGGCACUGUGGAACCACAGCUGGAUCAACAUCCACUCGUACUUCUACCAUCACCAUGACAGGAUCUGUCACGACUACCACGCGGGCCUCAGUACCACCGGUCCACACCUCCACCUCCAACACUCUAACACAAGUCCCCCAAACCAGCACCCCCACCUCCAGCAAACCCACGGCUCACUCUCUCAGGUCAUCCGGGGUCCCCUCAACCUCAGCCACCACACACAUGCCUCACAUCUCAUCCAGCACUGCUGAAGUGGUCACUAUCCAGACGUCGUCUCAGCCCACGCCCAGAUCCCCCACAACCGCAGCCAAGUCAUCCUCAUCCAGUUUGGCCUCCACACCCGUCCUGACCACCACACCCCUGGUCCCCACCCUGGGCUCCAGGCCCACCUCAGGGAGAACCAUCUCCUCUGGAUUCCCGACACGAAGUCCUACCGUCACCACCAUGGUCACAUCGACUGGAACCGUGUGUGAGCCCCGCUGCACCUGGACGGACUGGUUUGAUGAGAGCUACCCCGUGCCUGGGCUCUCUGGAGGGGACUUUGAGACCUAUGACAACAUCCGAGCAGCCGGCAAUGCCUUCUGCCAGGUCCCGGUGGACAUCCAGUGUCGCUCUGAGCUGCAGCCAGACACACCUCUGCGGGAACUGGACCAGGUGGUACACUCCAUAUUGUCUACAACCAACACACAAGGAAAGUCCACCGUGUGUGAGCCCCGCUGCACCUGGACGGACUGGUUUGAUGAGAGCUACCCCAUGCCUGGGCUCUCUGGAGGGGACUUUGAGACCUAUGACAACAUCCGGGCAGCCGGCAAUGCCUUCUGCCAGGUCCCGGUGGACAUCCAAUGUCGCUCUGAGCUGCAGCCAGACACACCUCUGCGGGAACUGGACCAGGUGGUACAGUGUAACGUCAGCUUUGGGCUGAUCUGUAGGAACAGGGAGCAGACUGGCAGGUUCCAAAUCUGCCACAAUUACCAUGUCCGUGUGCUGUGCUGUGAUUACACUCAGUGCCCGAGCACCCCAGCCCCCACUAGGCCAUUUGGCUUAGAGACCAGCUCCAGCCCCACAUCCACACCACCCUUCAGUUCUACAACCCUGCCCUUGUCGUCCAUUAGCCCCUCGGCUGCCAGGACAACCGCCACCUCAGUUCCCACCAGGUGCCAGCCUGCCUGCCGCUGGACAGACUGGCUAGACAGCGACCAACCGCAGCCUGGCCGCUAUGGGGGUGACAUUGAGACCUACUACCACAUUAUGGAUGCGGGCGAGCGGCUGUGUGACAGGCCUGCGGCCAUUGAGUGUGAAGCCAAGCUGUACCCAGGGGUGUCGCUGGGGGCUCUAGGCCAGGUGGUCCUGUGUAGUGUCCAGUUUGGGCUCAUCUGCCGGAACCACAAGCAAACACAAGCCCAGACCUGCCUCAACUACCAUGUGCGUGUAUAUUGUUGUGAUGACUACAGCCAUUGUGGGACCACAAAGGGCCCCAUGUCCACCCGCGCAUCCACUCACACCCCGGAAACUCUCAUGUCUACCUCCAAAAUAUCAACAUCUGUCCACACCCCCACCUCCAGCACAGCAGUCCCCACCCCCACCUCCAACACUCUAACACAAGUCCCCCAAACCAGCACCCCCACCUCCAGCAAACCCACGGCUCAUGCUCUCAGGUCAUCCGGGGUCCCCUCAACUUCGGCCACCACACACACGCCUCACAUCUCACCCAGCACUGCUGAAGUGGUCACUAUCCAGACAUCAUCUCAGCCCACGCCCAGAUCCCCCACAACCGCAGCCAAGUCACCCUCAUCCAGUUUGGCCUCCACACCCGUCCUGACCACCACACCCCUGGUCCCCACCCUGGGCUCCAGGCCCACCUCAGGGAGAACCAUCUCCUCUGAAUUCCCAACACGAAGUCCUACCGUCACCACCAUGGUCACAUCGACUGGAACCGUGUGUGAGCCCCGCUGCACCUGGACGGACUGGUUUGAUGAGAGCUACCCCGUGCCUGGGCUCUCUGGAGGGGACUUUGAGACCUAUGACAACAUCCGGUACUGCCACAAUUACCACAUCCGUUUUCUGUGCUGUGAGGACCGAAGUCACUGUCCCUCCACGCCAGCGACCACGGGGAUGACCCCCACGACUACAGGGGAGACCACCAGGACCAGCAGAAUGAUCACCCUUACUAAGGCCACCAGCAUGGGGACUCCUCUAUCUCCUACAUCUGUGACCACCAGCUCAUUGGUCCCUAGUUCCGGGAUCGCUAGCACGGUGACACUGCCAACCACAAUUUCGGAAUCUCGGAGUUCAGGCUUGUCUUCAUCACUGCCCACCUGGCUGCCCACAGCCAGUCUGGCAACAUCUUCUAGUCCGGUGCACACCCCACUCCUCCCCACCUCCUCUUCCAGCCUGACCACCAGCCGCUGCUAUUGCCAGGCUUUUGGGGAACUCUUCCUGCCAGGGGAAGUCAUCUACAAUAAAACUGACAAGGCCGGCUGCCACUUCUAUGCCAUUUGCAACCAGCAGUGUAACAUCGACCGCUUCCAGGACACCUGCCCCACUACCUUACCACCUGCCUCCUCGGUGGCACCAAGCUCUAUCCCCGUCACUAUGUCCACACCCCCGCCAUCGCCUGCUCCAGGGUGUGACCAUGCCAUCCCUCCCCGACAGGUGAAUGAGACCUGGACGCUGGCGGACUGCACUGUGGCCAGGUGCGAAGGUGAUAAUCGCAUCGUCCUUCUGGAGCCAAAGCCCGUGGCCAAUGUUACCUGCGCGAACCAGUACCAGCCGGUCAAAGUGCAGAACCAGAGCGACCCCUGCGACUAUCAUUACGAAUGCGAAUGCAUCUGCACCAGCUGGGGAGACUCCUAUUCCACCUUCGAUGGCACUGUCUUUACCUUCGCGGACAACUGCACCUAUGUGCUCUUGCGGGAAAUUCACCCACAGCACGGGAACCUGAGUGUCCUCAUGGAUCACCAGUACUGUGCAGCUGAUGCAGUGGACGCCAGCUUCUGUCCCCCUGCCAUCCUGAUCUAUUACCUGUCCAUGGAGGUGGUCCUCACCGUCACCGAUCUUGGCGAAGGGAAGAUGCAGAGCCUGAUCUUGUUCGACGGUAAACACGUCAGCAGCGGCUUCAGUAAGAACGGUGUGAGCGUGUCUGAGACAGCGUCUGGUACCAUGGGGGUGCACAUCCCUGCCAUCGGCGCCUACAUCAUCUUCGACGGGAGCAUAUUCCAGGCUCAACUCUCUUAUAGCCACUUUAGCCACAACACAGAGGGCCAGUGCGGUACCUGCACCAACAGUCAGGUGGAUGAUUGCCGCCGUCCGGACGGCACCAUAGCACCCACCUGUAAGGACAUGGCCAGGCAUUGGCUGGUGCCCGAUGUCAGCAAGGAGGGCUGCAGACCACCCACCAGUCCACCACCCUCCAUGUCCACCCCAUCGACGGUGUCCAGCUCAUCCACCUCACUCACGGCAUCCACUCCAUCCACUGAGCCCACCCCAUGUCUUCCGUCCCCACUCUGCGAGCUGAUCUUGAGCCCGAUCUUCGAGGAGUGCCACAACCUCGUCCCACCCAGCUACUUCUUCAUGGCUUGUGUCAGUGACAGCUGCCAGGGAGACGGCUCCCAGCUGCUCUGUGAGAGUCUGGAGGCCUACGCUGCAGUCUGCCGAAACUGGGGUGCAUGCAGCAACUGGCGUAAUGCCACCAAUGGGCUGUGUGACUUCAGCUGCCCACCCACCAAGGUGUACAAGCCGUGUGGCCCCGUGCAGCCUGAGAGUUGUGACUCUAGGAUCCAAAGCCCCAUUAGCCCUGGGUUGGCAGAGGGCUGCUUCUGUCCUGAUGGUGAGAUCCUCUUCAAUGUGCACACCGGCGUCUGUGUGCCAGAAUGUCCCUGCGUGGGACCGGACGGGUUCCCCAAAUUCCCGGGUGAGCAGUGGGUCAGUAACUGCCAGAGUUGUGUGUGUGAGGACAGGCCAGCGACUGUGCACUGCCGGCCGGUGCAGUGUGAGCUAUUGGAUGAGCCCCAGGAGUGCGGCCGCCCUGGCUUCGUGAAUGUGACCAGGCCCCGAGCUGACAAUCCAUGCUGCCCUGAGACCUUGUGUGUAUGCAAUGCGACCACCUGCCCCCAGGACCCACCCGAGUGUGGGCCCGGCCUGGAGCUGAUCCGCACCCAAGAGGAGGACGCCUGCUGCCCCACCUUUAGCUGCAGGCCUCAGCUCUGCAACUACAACGGGACCGCCUAUGGGAUUGGGGCAAUCUUCCCGGGGGUCGUGCCCUGCCACACCUGCACCUGCAUGUCCAGGGAUACCCAGCCUCCAACUGUGGAGUGUGAGGAGGAUGUCUGUGAUACCACCUGCCCUAAGGGCUUCGAGUACAGGAAGACGGCUGGGCAGUGCUGCGGGGACUGUGUGCAGAUCACCUGCCUCACGCCCGACGAGCAGCCCGUGCAGCCCAACGACACCUGGGUCAACCAUCGCCUGGACAACUGCACCGAAUACCGCUGCGAGGCCACGGAUGGGAACUUCAUGUUGGUCCCGCAGCCGGUGCCCUGCCCCGAUGUGACAGCCUGCAGGGGGGUCCUCAGGAAAAGGGGUUGCUGCUACUACUGUGAGGAAGUGGACAAGUGCCAAGUGCAGGCCAACACCACGGUCCUGAGACACCUGGACUGCGUGACCGACUCAGCUGUCAGCAUCAACUUCUGCGAGGGUUCCUGCCCAGGGUUCUCCAAGUACUCGGCAGAGGCACAGACCAUGGAGCGCCACUGUGCCUGCUGCCAAGAGACCAAGACGCACGAGGAGGAGGUGAUGCUGCUAUGUCCAGAUGGGACACGGAUCCGGCACAGCUACACCCAGGUGGACGAGUGCGGCUGUGGCCCAGCCUGCCUGCCCUCGGCUCCCUCCGACACCUUCUUGACCUGA